Messenger RNA from Histoplasma mississippiense, 993 nucleotides. RefSeq lists its product as hypothetical. The transcript has 5 exons. Gene Ontology annotation, biological process: Golgi organization; endoplasmic reticulum organization; endoplasmic reticulum to Golgi vesicle-mediated transport. The coding region runs from base 1 to 993 and encodes 330 amino acids. The record is from RefSeq and is a predicted model, not a curated record. Gene Ontology annotation, molecular function: D-mannose binding. NCBI's taxonomy places the organism in Eukaryota, Fungi, Ascomycota, Eurotiomycetes, Onygenales, Ajellomycetaceae. Gene Ontology annotation, cellular component: COPII-coated ER to Golgi transport vesicle; endoplasmic reticulum membrane; Golgi membrane.
AUGCUCGUACGACUGCUCACGAUCCUUUGGCUAUGGGUGCUGGGCUUUGCCCUGAGCGAGGAAUAUGGCUUGGAAGAUCGUAACAAUUUUGAAGAUCAUCCCGAUGUCAAACGUGUCCCACCAUAUCUAGAUUCAGCUUCUGAAAACCGAUGGUUCGACUUUGGUGGCGAUACCGUCAUCCGUUCCGAUAGAUAUAUCCGCCUUACGCCCGACCGACAAUCGCGCCAAGGCUGGAUGUUCUCGCGUGUCCCGUUAACCGCGACCAAUUGGCAGGUAGAAAUUGAGUUCAAGAUUGACGGCCAAGGAACCCUUCAUGGAGAUGGCAUGGCAAUAUGGCUUACCAAACAACGAGCAACGAAAGGCCCUGUUUUUGGAUUCAUGGACAAAUUCGAAGGAUUGGGUAUCUUCAUCGACACCUACAAGAAUAACCGGGGAAACCCUGCGUUCCCCUAUGUCAUGGCUAUGCUGGGUGAUGGCCAGGUGUCGUAUGACCAGGCGCAGGAUGGCAAACCCAAUGAGCUUGCUGGAUGCUCGGCUCGAGGGAUCCGCGGUGCCUCCGUCGCUACAAAGGCUCGAAUAACCUACUUCCAAGACAAAUUCCUCUCUCUCGACCUGCAAUAUAAAUCAGACCUCUCCUGGACUUCUUGCUUCACCGUUGAAGCUUCUGAAGAACAAUCUAUAAACAUCCCCACAGUCGCCUACCUCGGAGUGUCCGCGGAGACCGGCGAACUCAGCGACAACCAUGACAUCAUAUCUAUCGACACCUAUUCGCUCUACAACAAGGCGCCCACAGACCAAGUUCCCAUCUCCAGGGGCUCCGGUAGGAAGACAAAUUCCAAGGCCGGAAAGGGAGCCGCUUAUAACAGGGGUGGCGAUGAUGGUAGUGGUGGAUGGUUAUGGUUUUUAUUUAAGAUCAUUUUGUUCCUAGCUCUUGUUGUUGCGGCGUAUAUUGGCUUCACGGCUUUUAGAGCCAGUCAAAAACGGAGGUUUUGA